AUGAGCCAACCAUCAGUUAACGGCGUGGGAACAGGAUCGGACUGGCAGGACCCAUGGGUCAGCCUCACCAAGUCACCAUUCGCGUUGGCGGACGCGGCGCACGACGCGGGGCGACACCCGCGCGCAGCCGAGCAAAGGACGCCUCGGUUGCAUGCGUAUGCUCGACAAGAGGCUUCCGAAUUCCACCGUACACCACCACACGCAGCACAAGGGAGGACUAGUGCGGCACGACCAUAUCGGGAGGAGAGAAACAUGCACCGGUCGUCGAGCUACUGCCUAUCGACGUCGUCGACGGCGACGUCCUCGUCGGGGACGAGCGGGACGGCGGGUAUAAUGGACGUGGACCAGCUGCCGACGUACGACCCCCGGUCGGACGUGGCCAAGAAGGAAGCGUUGGACGCCUCCCGCGCCGGCCUGGCCCGCACCCUCGUCCACCUCAUCCCCGUCGUCGUGCUCCUCUGCGGCCUCCUCCUCUGGUCGCUCUCCGCCACCGAUACCCCCGAUGUAGGUAUCAUGUUAGAGAAAGGGGGCGGCGAUAAGAUGGUGACACAUGUCAAGCUGAUGCCACAGAAGACUAGAUCUCCGUCGCGCUGGAACAGUUCAGGCAUGAUGACCGGGAUGGAGGAUUCGGAUCCAAUAGACAAGGCUCACGUAACAAAAAGGAGGGUGUUAAGAAGUGAAAUGUAA
Messenger RNA from Phragmites australis (common reed), 687 nucleotides. RefSeq lists its product as uncharacterized. The record is from RefSeq and is a predicted model, not a curated record. The coding region runs from base 1 to 687 and encodes 228 amino acids. The transcript has 2 exons. Lineage: Eukaryota; Viridiplantae; Streptophyta; Magnoliopsida; Poales; Poaceae.